AUGACAUCGAAGAUGAGGUUUCUGGUAGCGACAAUCCUAGUGAUUGCGGGAUGCGCAACCCUCGCUGUUUCUUCCGAAGAUGAAACCAAGGGCCAGUCCGGAAAGGACAAAUGUGAAAGGCUUGUUCCAUUGCCACCGUCGCAGGAAUCGUACAGGCUGACUUGCACGUACAGGUGCAAGGACGAUCCCUCUCGCUUUGAAGAUGAACCAGAUGGUAUCCCUUGUGGGCAUAUUCCGGCAAUACGAAAAGUGAGUGCUUGCAAAAAUGGAACGUGCGUGUUGUCUCGCCCGCUCCCCUGCCCACCAGAUGAGUCGGAAGGCACCAAGACUUCGGCAUCUGUGAGCACUGAGCAGUCUAACUCGACACAAGUGCAGUAGCGCGAAAAUCAGAACCUCUGGAUCCGUGUCCGCACCUAAAUGACACAUAAAAGUGCCUAUUUUCGAAAACGCAGCCAGACAAUG
Dermacentor andersoni is the source of this 462-nucleotide messenger RNA. RefSeq lists its product as uncharacterized. The record is from RefSeq and is a predicted model, not a curated record. NCBI's taxonomy places the organism in Eukaryota, Metazoa, Arthropoda, Arachnida, Ixodida, Ixodidae.